This is a messenger RNA of Mollisia scopiformis, 2487 nucleotides long. Its product is annotated as NADPH-cytochrome P450 reductase. NCBI's taxonomy places the organism in Eukaryota, Fungi, Ascomycota, Leotiomycetes, Helotiales, Mollisiaceae. The record is from RefSeq and is a predicted model, not a curated record. The transcript has 3 exons. Gene Ontology annotation, cellular component: cytosol. Gene Ontology annotation, molecular function: FMN binding; flavin adenine dinucleotide binding; NADPH-hemoprotein reductase activity. Bases 1 to 2079 code for a protein of 692 amino acids.
AUGUACUUGGUUCCCCACUCAACAAGAUGCUACUGGACUAUACGCUUCGAAUAUUCGGCAAGUCAUGGGGCAAGGGCCAGGCAAUGGGCACUGCCAACAUCCAAAGAGAAACAGUUGGGGACAUCUAAUCAGGAGCGGAAUAUUGCUCACGCACUACAAUCCCAAGAGAAGGGUAUCAUAAUUCUCUAUGGUUCGCAGACGGGGACCGGAGAGGACUAUUCUCGGCGUUUCUCAAGGAAGCUGCAUGAGGACUAUGGAAUUUCGAGCAUUGUAGCGGAUAUCGAAGAGUUCGAUGCAUCUUCUCUUUUUAAUGUCGCCGCAACAACGGAUACCAAACCAAUGGUAUGUUUCAUUCUCGCAACAUACGGUGAUGGCGAGCCCACGGAUAAUGCUGCCACUUUCUACGAAGACCUUUGCGCAUACGAAUCGGAAGAUCACGAUGGAACACCUCCCUUGCAAGGUCUCCAGUACUUUGCCUUUGGCCUCGGGAACAGUACAUACGAAAAAUACAAUUUCAUGGUCCGCAGCUUUGAUCAGCACUUGCAAAAACUAGGUGGCUCUAGAAUUGGUCCAGUUGGUGAAGGCGACGAUGGAACCGGCUCUUUGGAUGAAGAUUUCCUCACUUGGAGAGACGAUACCUUGUCAGAGGUUGCAAGCACUUUGGGUAUUGAGAAACAUCGUGGACCAUUUCUGUCUCCUUAUAGCACUGCAGAAACUACUGAACUCGACAGCAAGUCUUCUGAAGUCUAUCUCGGAGAGCGGACUGCGAUACAACUCAAGAACAAAGGCCUACCGGUGGGCCCAUUUCAUGCCAAAAACCCUUACUUGGCACCCUUAGCAUAUUCCAAGCAGCUUUUUGCCCUAACCUGCGGAAGACACUGCCUGCAUCUCGAGUUCGAUGUCACUGGAACCAAUCUUGAAUACGACACCGGCGACCACUUGGGUAUUUGGCCUGUGAACCCUGAAGUUGAGGUUCAGCGGCUGCUCAGGAUCCUCAAUCUUGCUGGUAAAGGGAAUACUGUUAUCACCGUUUCCACAGACGCAGACUCUGGGGUUCCCGUCUUUGUAGGCCAGCCCACAACGUAUGCCACUAUCCUCCGACACCGGCUGGAAAUUUGUGGCAAAGUCACACGAGAAAUCUGUUCCACCCUCGCCGAGAUGGCUCCGGCUGCGAAUGCCAAAACGUAUUUGCUUCAGUUGGCAGGAGACAAGAAUCUCUUUCACUUAGAGAUUACCAAUCGAUGUCUGAACAUUGGCCAAUUUCUUGAAAUGGUCAGCAAGAGCCAACCAUGGCCUUUAUUGCCUUUCUCUUUCCUCAUCGCGACGGUUCCCUCCCUUCAACCACGUUAUUACUCCAUUUCAUCUUCAAGCCAAGCCUCUCCUAACAGGAUUAGUAUCACUGCUGCAGUGAAGGAUGAGUUCCUAGGAGGAAAGGAUGCGACUCGAUUCUUAGGCCUGACAACGAAUUAUCUCAGAGCACUGACUGAAUCGGACAUCUCUGGGGUCCUCAAUAGCUCUGGUAAAUACCAGCUUCCCUCUCAGCGUAUUGAGAGCACGCCAGUAAGAGCCGCGCUACAUGUUCGCCAAUCUCAUUUCCGGCUCCCCAAAACUCCAGAAACACCCAUCAUUAUGAUCGGUCCGGGCACUGGUGUUGCUCCUUUCCGAGCUUUCUUGCAGGACAGAGUAUUUGCCAAACAACAGCUCCAGCAGCUUGGGAAGUCGAUUCUUUUCACCGGAUGCCGGAGGCGGGAUGAAGACUACAUCUACGCUGAGGAAUGGAGGGAUUUAGAGAAGGCUUUGGGCAGCGACUUUCAAAUACAUACCGCAUUUUCGAGAGAAGGGAGAGAAAAAGUCUAUGUCCAACACGUAAUGAUGGCUGAGCAGGGUGGGCUCUUUGACAUGAUCUGCAAUAAAGGCGCUUGGAUUUACAUCUGUGGUGAUGCUGCCCAUAUGGCCAAAGAUGUUCACUCUACGUUGAUUGACAUUGUUGCCAAAGGGAAAUCCAUUGAUAGAGCAGAGGCAGCUCAGCUUAUUGCAGGCCUGCGGGAAUCUGGUCGAAUUCAUGAAGACGUUUGGUAGAUAUUUGAUUAAGUGGUUCUCUGGCAAGAUACGAGGGUGGCAAGUGUGAAUAGAGAUCGUGAAAUUGAUGUAAUAGGGGGACUGGAUGAAGGGGAAAAUCGAAGCCUCGUCAAUGCUGAUGCAAUAUAGCAGCAACUAAAUCCGGAUAUUAUAAACAUGCCAGAUAUACAUACUGUAACUUAUAUCAUGAAGUGUCGAUAUUUCAGUGGGUAUAUUUUAGAGAAUAUGAAAGUGAGCAAUAAAGAUUACGCAAAUGUAUAUCUUCCCACGCAGACAAAAAUUGAUCGUGUGAUAUUGGGAACGGGUUCGAAUGACGAUUAAUCCAUGUUCUCGUCAAGUAAACGCUCGAUAUAAGUGUUUGGCGUAACCAACACCCAUACACCAAACUUUCGGUUCAUUGACGGAUAA